This is a messenger RNA of Neohortaea acidophila, 2264 nucleotides long. RefSeq names its product putative hydrolase. Gene Ontology annotation, molecular function: hydrolase activity, hydrolyzing O-glycosyl compounds. Bases 155 to 2113 code for a protein of 652 amino acids. The record is from RefSeq and is a predicted model, not a curated record. NCBI's taxonomy places the organism in Eukaryota, Fungi, Ascomycota, Dothideomycetes, Mycosphaerellales, Teratosphaeriaceae. The transcript has 8 exons. Gene Ontology annotation, biological process: carbohydrate metabolic process.
UCAAAGUCGCGCCGUAGGUCAGUUUUAUUUAUCUCCCCACCUUCGCAAUUGCUUUAGGAUCAGUCCGCUUUGUUCUCCAUAUCUUGCUCGAGCAAAUCUUGGUUUCGAGGUUAUUCGUGUUGCUCUGUUUCCUUUCCAGGGAACGUCGAGCACCAUGUCUCUCCUUCGCGCAUUGCAAUCUCUGCUUCUUGCAACGACUGUAUCAGGCUCGCUGCUGCUCCCGAGACAAGCGAAUAGUACGAACAGCACGAGCGGAUAUGCGGUGAAGACGCCGCCGUUGACGACACCAUGGACGUACGAAGUGGGGGAGCACCCGUGGCCACAAUACCCGCGGCCUAGACUCGAGCGCGCGGCGUGGCAGACGUUGAACGGCGUGUGGCGAUAUGAGAAUGCCAGCGUGCCGCAAGCUAUCGAUACUCCGCCUUUCAACCAGACGCUGGACAACCCUGUUCUGAUUCCGUCUUGUUUGGAGAGCGGAAUCUCCGGCGUCCAGGGAACGUUCAACAUCUACUCCUGGUUUUCGACGUCCUUCACCGUACCCUCGAACUGGACGGCGGGCAAUCGGGUGCUUCUCAACUUUGGAGCCGUCGAUUAUCAGGCUACUGUCUUUGUCAAUGGCCAGCGUGUGGGUCAACAUACUGGUGGGUACUUUGCGUUUACGUUCGAUGUCACGAGUUACUUGUCGGCUUCCGGCGGGACCAACGAGUUACUGGUCUUCGUUUUCGAUCCGACGGACUCGAAUCCAUAUGUGAUUCCAAUUGGGAAGCAGACGCUCACGCAAUCGCACAUAUUCUACACGCCAUGCAGCGGUAUCUGGCAGAGCGUGUGGAUUGAAUCUGCGCCUUCCAACUACAUCACGGAUCUGAACUUGAACGCAGACAUGCAUGGAAACGUCUUCGGCGCCAUCACGACCUCCCAGAAUGCCAGCACUUCCGCGGAGAUCGCCAUCACCGCCCGCAACUCCAGCGGCAGUCAGUUCACGCACCAAGUCUACGCCAACCAGAACUUCUCUUUCAAUUAUCCUACUCCCGAUUUGUGGUCGCCUGACACGCCGAAUCUCUACGAUAUUUCGAUCACACUCGGCAAUGAUACCGUCUCCAGCUAUACCGGCUUCCGAACGAUUUCGAGGGGAGUGGUCAAUGGGAUCCAACGGCCGCUUUUGAACGGAGAGUUCAAAUUCUUCUUCGGGACUCUGGACCAGGGCUAUUGGCCUGAUGGCAUUUAUACCCCACCCAACAUGGAGGCCAUGCGAUUCGACUUGCUUACGCUUAAAAAGCUGGGCUACAACACCCUUCGCAAGCAUAUGAAGGUAGAGCAAGAUCUCUAUUAUCAAGCCUGCGACGAGCUCGGCCUGCUCGUGAUUCAAGACAUGCCAGCGAUGGAUCCUCUCCAUUACUUCGACACGCCAAACUGCACUGCGGAGCCAAUUCUACCCAAUGCCACUCAACAGGCUGAGUUCCAGCGUCAGCUGGAGAUGUCCAUUCGCCAGCACCGCAAUUAUCCGUGUAUUUUCACUUGGGUCAUCUACAACGAAGGCUGGGGACAAGCUACUCAGCCUCCGUGGCCCUCAAUCGCCUUGACGGAAGUCGUACGAGCACUGGACCCAACGAGACUUGUCGAUGCGGUCAGCGGCUGGUUCUUCCAUGGAGCGGGCGAUUAUCUGGACAAUCAUCACUACUCGGAAGCGCAGUGCGGUGCCCCGGUUUACUCGAUCAACUCCGCCCCAUACGACCCGGCUUAUAUCGGAAUUCAGGGCGAGUUUGGAGGCAUUGGGAUGAAUGCCUCGAUCCAGAACCUCUGGCCGGUCUGGGAGGCGGUAAAAACGAUCAACCAGACCUACGAGAUCAACGUCUCGCUGGAUUCGUGGAGAUUUCGAGGCCACCAGUUGAUCGAGGACUUGCGCAUGCAGAUCGAGAUGUACGCCUGUUCGGGAGCGAUUUGGACGCAAACCACGGAUGUGGAAGGCGAGGUUAAUGGCAUGCUGACCUACGACCGACGAGUAUUGCGACCAGAUGUACAGACUUGGAACUCAGAUGUCAACGCCUGCUACGCGGCCGGAGCGGCAAGGACGAACUCAUCAAUGUCCAUGAUGGGCAGCAUGGCAAUGAAUUAGAUACCAGUGGCCAGCACAGUAGAGAAGUCUAUCCGAGAGGGCGCCGAUUACCGUCCACCCUUCACUCAAUCGAACUCCAACUUCUUCUCCGCCGCCGGAGCAGCAAGGAUCGACUCGUCAAUUUCCGUGAUGGGCAGCAUGGAAAUGGAAU